CUUAGCGCCCCCUGUCUAUUAUGCUCCUCCGCAUUACAACACAUGGACUAAAACGACUGUUUCGUUAACAUGAUCCAGCACGUGUUACAGAGCCUUCUGGAAACGAAGGGUGGCCAUCAUUCGGCUGAAACGAAAAUGAAAGUCUGAGAAAACCACGUCUUCAUGUCGCGGUCUCUGAAUCAGCAUGACGGUGCUCAAAUAUAUUCUCUUCAUCGGAUUGUUUAGCACAGGUGUUCUGGGGUCUGUGGAGGGAAUCCGCUGGCUGCCCUGUCAGCUGGUGGAGGAAUUUUUUCACCGGAACUCCGAGGGCCAUUUAGAAACUAGUUUCCAUCACAGGGAUGUAUUUCUGCAGUUCGGAAAGACCGGAGACCUGCCGGAAUUCCCCGAGGCCGUUACUUUCCUAGUGACAGUCCAUGCUGGGUCCAAGAUGGACAUGCGGCAUUACGCAGACGGGGACCCCGGCGACCUUCGCUGUGAGAUCCGGAGGUACAGCACGGCGGGUAUCCAGGUGCUCUGGAAAGGUCCUGAAGCCCAGGAGGAUGACGUCUGGUUCACCUGUGCACUGCAGCACAGUCAGGGCCUCUUCAGUAUCACCACAUUCCUCAGGCACAGGCCGGCCACCCCCCCCAACCCCCAGGACGACAUCAACAAGUGGAGCCCCAUUGGAGAGCGGGAGACUCUCAGCACAACCGCGGUCAUGCUGGUCCUGACGCGCUCACCCGCCGUCACGUCGGCCCUCAUGCGCGACCCCACACUGCACUGUCAGUUCGCAGUGGACCACAAGCAGCCCGACCUGACCGUGGAAUGGCGCCUGCAAAAACACAGCGAACGCAAGAAGCUGUACAGCUUCAGCAGCCGCUCAGGCACCAGCGAGGGAAGGGGCGUGUCUGUGCGAGGCCUCAGCAACGGCAACGCCUCCCUGCUGCUCCCCCCUACCACCACAGCCAGUGAGGGCAUCUACAUCUGCUCCAUCUACGUGCCCCCGCUGUACGGGAGCCAAGACAUCAGCCUCCAGAUCCUGGAGAGCCCCCGCGUCAGCCUGAAUGUUGGCCCCACCCUUCAGCUGUCUGAGGGAGAGUCACAGAAGGUGGUGUGUGAUGCAGAGGGCUACUACCCACUGGACGUGCAGAUGGAGUGGCUCCGGCAGCACCAGAGCCAGCGUCUCCCGGAGAUUCUGAAGACCGUGCUCUUCUCCAGCCACCGGCACCACCCUGGGGGAACCUACAGUCUCUCUGCCUUCUUCUUCCUGCAGCCGACCGCCAGAGACUCAGGCUACACCUACACCUGCAGGACGUCCCACGCCUCCCUGCGCACCCCCAUACGCAAGAGCUUCACGCUCCUCGUAACAGAGUCUGCAAGCUGGACUGACAUCAUCUGUGGAGUCGGCAUGUUUGCGUUCGUAGGUAUCAUGAUCUACAUUCUGCUUGUGAUGUUGCGUUACCUACAUAGAGCAAAAAAAGAAUCAAAGGUGAGUGAUACUGUUGGUAUAAUUUGCUAUUUCAAGCUCUGAAAUUAAUGACGUCGUGCUCACAUUGUUGUUAUUUGGGGCCUCUGUAGGCUCUGUAUGUGUCUGUAUGGGGCAGUGGCGGCUUAAUGGUUAGCGAAGCGCACUUGUAAUUGAAAGAUUGCAGAUUUGAAUCCCCGACCAGCAAGGCACCACUGAGGUACCGUGAGCCUUAUCCUGCUCCCCAGGCAAUGAAUUAGCUGCCCCCUCCUAUAUCACAUAUGGGUUAAAUGCAGAGGACACAUUUCCUUAUUGUGUGCUGUGGUGUGUCAACAAUUACCACUGAUCACCUAAUUCUAAAUUCUCCCCGCUCACUUUCGGGCCCCUACAGGCUAUAUAUAUGUCUGUAUUCUCCCCGCUCACUUUGGGGCCCCUGCAGGCUCUCUGUAUAUGUCUGUAUUGUCCCCGCUCACUUUGGGGCCCCUGCAGGCUCUCUGUAUGUGUCUGUAUUCUCCCCGCUCACUUUGGGGCCCCUGCAGGCUCUCUGUAUAUGUCUGUAUUCUCCCCGCUCACUUUGGGGCCCCUGCAGGCUCUCUAUAUGUCUGUAUUGUCCCCGCUCACUUUGGGGCCCCUGCAGGCUCUCUGUAUAUGUCUGUAUUGUCCCCGCUCACUUUUGGGGCCCUGCAGGCUCUCUGUAUAUGUCUGUAUUGUCCCCGCUCACUUUGGGGCCCCUGCAGGCUCUCUGUAUAUGUCUGUAUUGUCCCCGCUCAGUUUGGGGCCCCUGCAGGCUCUCUGUAUGUCUGUAUUCUCCUCGCUCACUUUGGGGCCCCUGCAGGCUCUGUGUAUGUCUGUAUUCUCCCCGCUCAGUUUGAGGCCCCUGCAGGCUCUCUGUAUGUCUGUAUUCUCUCUGCUCACUUGGUCUCUUUCUUCAGAGAAAGCCGUACUGAUGCUCUGAGGACCAGACUGCCAUGCUAAGGACACAGCAGAUGGUGAACAGACCUCCACCACCUCAUCCUUGCUGUAAAGAGGGAAUGUGGGUUACAGGACAGAGCAGAGGCCAGAGGGCUCUGGUUGGGCUUCGGGAUAAUAAGGGCGGUGGGUAACAUGCAGAGACUCCCAGUGUAAUUCUACCAGCUGAUAUCUUUCAUUUGAUCAGAUGAUAAAUAAUGGACCUGAUUGGGCUGAGUUGUUCAAAUUUCUGAAAGUGUCGAGUAAAUAACGCAGCUUUGCUGGUUCCCGAGUCCCCAGGAGAUCAGAAGGUAGCAUUAUCCUAAAAUAACCUGCUUAAACAUGCAGGUGUCUCAUUAGUCAUAUGCAUGUGGCUCCUGCGAUUCAUGUUCAGUUAAUGAUUGAUACAUACAGGAACUGAAAGCAAUGUCUGUCAGAGGAAAUACUUGAUUCUUACAAUUUUACCUUAAGUGUGUAUUAUAGUAGAAUUAAAAAAUAAAUAAAUAAAAUAUGUGUAAAUAUCA
Paramormyrops kingsleyae is the source of this 2916-nucleotide messenger RNA. RefSeq names its product dehydrogenase/reductase (SDR family) member 13b.2 (gene dhrs13b.2). The record is from RefSeq and is a predicted model, not a curated record. Lineage: Eukaryota; Metazoa; Chordata; Actinopteri; Osteoglossiformes; Mormyridae.